This is a messenger RNA of Lolium rigidum, 3943 nucleotides long. RefSeq names its product pentatricopeptide repeat-containing protein At3g04750, mitochondrial-like. Lineage: Eukaryota; Viridiplantae; Streptophyta; Magnoliopsida; Poales; Poaceae. The record is from RefSeq and is a predicted model, not a curated record. Gene Ontology annotation, biological process: RNA modification. The transcript has 3 exons. Gene Ontology annotation, molecular function: RNA binding; protein binding. Bases 1 to 1812 code for a protein of 603 amino acids.
AUGGCUACCGCCGCCGCCACCGCGGCGCGCCCCUGGGACCCAACCGUCUCGCUGCGUCUGGACCACCCGGCGCUGGUCCUCCUGGAGCGGUGCCGGGGCGGGGCGCGGCCGUUCAAGGCGAUCCUCGCCCACAUGCUCCGCCUCGGACUCGCCUUCGAGACCUUCCCCAUGAGCCGGCUCCUCCACUUCGCCACCGUCGCCUUCCCGGAGCACACGCGCGAGGGCCUGCUCCUCUUCGACCACUUCACGCCUCGCCCCAACCUCUACAUCUACAACCUGGCGCUCGCGGCGCUCUGCCCCUCGCAGAGCCGCUCGGUCGCUCUCUACAAGUCCAUCCUCGCGUCGCCGGCGACCCCCGACGAGCGGACGUUCCUGGCGCUGCUCAGGUCCGUGGAGUGCCCGUCGGUCGGGAAGCAGGUACACGCGCACGUCAUCCUCAACGGCUUGCACUCGCGCGUGUACCUGCGGAACUCGCUCAUCAAGAUGUACCUGGACGCCGGCGACGCGGGGACGGCCGAGGCGAUGUUCCGGUGUGCGCCCGUGCUGGACACGGUGUCCUGCAACAUCAUGCUGUCAGGGUACGCCAAGGGAGGGUUCAGCGUGAAGGCGCUGCAGCUUUUCCGUGGUAUGGCGUCGAGGGGGGUUGGCGUUGACCAGUACGCUGCUGUUGCUCUCCUCUCCUGCUGCGGACGUCUGAAGAACACGCUUCUUGGGAGGUCCGUUCAUGGCGCGGUCCUGCGGAGGAUGGGUGUAGCAGAUAGGGGAUUGAUUUUGAGCAAUGCACUUCUAGACAUGUACGCCAAAUGUGGCGAGAUGAACACUGCCAUCAGAGUCUUUGCUGAAGCUUGGGAGAAGGAUGUCAUUUCGUGGAACACCAUGAUCUCAGGGUUCGUUGAUGCCGGCAUGUUGGACCUUGCUAGUAAAUUUUUCUUUGAUGCACCUUGCAGGGAUCUAAUAUCAUGGAACGUUCUUCUAGCUGGGUACGCUCGAUGCAGAGAAUUCGCUGCGGUGGUGGAGCUAUUUAAUGCCAUGAUCGCCAGUUGUGUAAGACCUGAUAAGGUUACUGCUCUUACUUUGAUCUCUGCAGCUAUAGGCAAAGGGGAAUUGAAUCCAGGAAAGAGUGUCCAUGGUUGGGUGGUUAAAGAACAUGGUACUCAAGAUGCUUUCCUGGCUUCUGCUCUCGUAGACAUGUAUUGCAAAUGUGGAAAUGUUAAUUUAGCCUAUGCUGUGUUUGAGAAGGCCUUGGAUAAAGAUGUUACCUUGUGGACAGCGAUGAUAUCGGGCCUUGCAUUCCACGGCCAUGGAACCAAAGCAUUGGACCUGUUUUGGGAUAUGCAAAAGGAGGGUGUAGCACCUAAUGGCGUGACAUUGGUCGCUGUUCUCAGUGCAUGUAGUCAUGCUGGUCUGCUAGAUGAAGGGUGUAAGAUUUUUGAUACUAUGAAACAAAGCUUCAACGUUGAACCAGGAAUAGAACACUUUGGCUGUAUGGUUGAUCUCCUUGCACGAUCAGGUAGGCUGUCUGAUGCACUAGGACUGGCUAGGACUAUGCCAAUGAAGCCAAGUCGGUCUAUAUGGGGUUCCAUUUUAAGUGCAAGUUCAGCUUGUCAGAAUACCGAAGUUGCAGAGAUUGCUUCGGAAGAACUCCUUCGUCUUGAACCCGCUGAAGAGGGUGGGUAUGUUUUGCUUUCUAACCUGUAUGCUGCUGGUGGUCAAUGGAAAUACAGUGACAAAGUGAGGGAGACUAUGGAUAGAAGAGGCGUGAGAAAAGCAGCAGGUGCUAGUGGUUUGGCUAUUAAUGAUGCCACCUAUUAGGUUUUUCGUAUAUUAGAAGUAAACUGUCAAGAUGAUGGAAAGGGUACAAAGCAAACUCAAACAAGAAGAAAAAGGAAAACUGAAACUAUACAAGGCCAGCACCUGCUAGCCUACAGAGCGAAGCAUCUGGAGGCCGAGCAUGGAGGGGCAGACAACGUAGUGCCUUGGCGCCGGCUAACAUCCACAGCCUAGCCUUAUCAAGAAUGGAGUGGACAAGCUCAAGGUUGAUAGGUGUGGCUCCAUUGAAAAUGUAGUCAUUGCGCAGCUUCCAAAGUCUCCACAUUGUCAGGAUGGUGAUGGAUUUGAGUCCCUUUUGGAUGGCAGGUGGUGCACUGGAAUGAGCAGACUCAAACCAAAGCAGUAAAGUCCUCCAGGUGGCGGCAUGCAGGGCUGAAUCCCAAAGUGAGCAAAAACAUCAUGCCACACUUCUUGAGCAAAGGAGCAUUGUGUCAGAAGAUGAGAAAUGGAUUCAGUGGCUUGAUCACAGAUGGUACAUGUGUCUUCUCUCAGUCUGUGUCGUAGGCGACGCUCAGAUGACCAACAGCAAUCAGCCGCCGCCAGCCAAGCAAACACUUUUCAUUGAGGAAUAGUACUAUCCAUAAACCAAUAGCAUUUCCUAUUGGAGAAAAGUUAAUACUUGCCUGAAAACAGUGGUGUUGCCUCUCUCCCGUCACUUCUGUUUUCCAUGAGUUGUGGACUUGAAGCAUGAAACAAUUAAUUUUCUAGGGAGAAGAUCAAAUGUUCGUUGCAGUUUCAUGGAUGUGGGCGUGAUACAAUGAACGACCACAACACCAUGUCCUUAUGCAGAUACGUUUAUCAUGAUUACUGGUCAUGUUGCCACAAUGGAAGAAUGCAGAAAGCCGGUAACUGUGCAUGCAAUAUUGAUCAUCAAACUGUUGAAGGUAACAAAUGUUCGUUCUGUUAUUGUUUUCCAGGAAAAUGAGUACGAUAUCGGCAAAUUAGUCAUGCAGUCUACUAAUAACUGAACCAAUUAUUUCCACCAAACGUUUUUUCUUACUCAUUAAAUUUAAAGAGAAUCAUCACCAAUUGUUCCAUGUAUUCCUUGUUACUACUCACUACUUUUUAAACAUGUUUUGUGCAUUGUCAUAGUUUUUUUUGCCCCUUCCCCAAAGUUUUAUUUUUCAUUGUUUUCAUAUUUCUGUGAAACAGCAACUUGACAUCAAUCAUUCAGGUCCAUAGGCUAAUGCCAUAUGAGCGUUAGUCAAGAACAUAAGUAAUGCCAACAGUAACAAGGUGAAAAAUUGGAAGAAGAUUUCACGACGUUUACGAGUAUUGUAUCUAUGUUUAGUGAAAAUAUCCUAUGUUUAUCUUCUGUUAGAAAUUAGGAAUUUCUGACCUUCAAACUACAGCAUGCCAAUGGCCUAGAAUGUAUUCUUGUAGAAAGUAAUGAUCAAGUAAAACUGUAGAAAGAUACUAGUAUACCUUGGUUUUGAGAAUCUGGAAACACAGUUUUGUAGAUAUCUUAAGGUCUGCUCUUAAAUAGGAAUCCUCCUGAUCAGUGACAUGUUGAACUGUACCUAUAUCCCAUUCACUAGGUAUCUGCUCUUUGAUAAUUACAGUUUCAUAGAUGUGAUGACCAACCACAACAUAGUGUCCUUAUUAAGAUAUGUUUAUCAUGAUCACUGACCCCAUUGCCACAUUGGAAGAAUGCAGAAAGCCAGCAACUAUGCAUGCAAUACUGAUCAUCAAUCUGGUGAAGGUAUGACCCUGCAUAGUGCAUGUCCUGUCAUAUGCGCAGGGGCCAGGCCUUCUGGGUCACAAAGCACCGUCUCACCUCCAUGUGGCAUACAAAGGAGGACCUGCAUGGCUGUAUGAGUUCCCACUGGUAUAUGUGUUUUCCAGCAGAUAUUAGUGCACCUGAAAUUCUGAAAACGGGGACGCUGCCACACACAUGCUGUGCCCUAUGAGGCAUGGAGGCUGAGGUGCUUCAGCACGGCAUGGCGUUGACGGGCAAUACCUUUUAACAGUCGAUGCCCCUUGAGGAGGGAAUUGCUGAAGGAGUGAAGGUGCAAGCCUGGUGGUGGUGGCAGGUGGCAUGAACACGACCUUUGCUACAAGCUGAUUUUGGGGUCAUACCUUGCAGCUUGACAUAUCCAUCAAGGAUUCCGGG